AUGGUUGAGCCCACGAGCAGCUUCACAACGCAACAACGCCAAACCCCGAGCGAAUAUUCAAGUCAGAUGUCGACCACAGCAAUGGAAUCAGUCAAUUCUACCACAGAUGCAGCGGCAUCGUCAAGAUGCGUCAUUCGACUAAAGUUUAACUUAGGGGCUGUCAGAAGCCUCAAUUUCAUGAACGGUUCUUCUGCCAGCAAUACCACAUCUGUGUCAAGUCUACUGUGUUCAGCCCUGAUAUGCUUCAGUGUUCUGUUUCAGGGGUGGUGGUCUUGGAUCCAAGCCAGUGCCUCUUCAUUGUGGCAAACGUACAGCGGAAGUAACGGGGGCUUCAUUGUUCUUGUCUGUUUGUGGCUGUUGUCCUCCAACUGCAUGUUUUCUGUUGUAGUGGAUAUGGGCGAUGAGCAGGAGGUAAACGACUACACCCAAAUGCAACCGAUAGACACAAGACCCUAA
Molecule: messenger RNA, 456 nt
Organism: Seminavis robusta
Lineage: Eukaryota; Bacillariophyta; Bacillariophyceae; Naviculales; Naviculaceae
Source: the annotation of a GenBank genome assembly